AAAUUUGUUUUUGGGUUCUUUUUUUUGUUUGUUUUUUUCUAAGAUGUCUCUCUUCUUUACACUUUUAAAUAAAAGAGCAUCUGUUUGUAACACACUGCUAUUUUAUUUUUUAUGCCUUUUUUUGUACUUGUAGCUGUUUUAUGGUGCGUUGUCCAAACCUUUAAAGAAAAAAAACUAUGAAUUUAACCUGUGUUUACAUGUAAGCUUAUGAACCUGUUACAAGUUAUUUCAAAUUCACACAUGUAGUUCACAUGAGAAAUGUUAAUAUAACAUGUUUUCUUGUCAAAACAAGUGAUAUCCACAUGUGAAGUUCAGGUAGUUUAUGUAAAAAUGCUUUUAAAAAGUGCAGCAUCUCAUUUUGGACUCAUUCAGUAAGUGUUGCUCAAAACAUCGCUUUCAAAAUAUAACAUCUAAGCAGAUAAUUUUCCAAAUAUUUUAAGUUUAUGCAAUGACACACACACACUGGGUCAGCUGUAGACCAUACUUCCAGAUUUCUCUAGACUUCUGUCCCCAAAACACACCGUGCAGAUCCACACAGGUCCACACACACACACCCAACUCUCCCCUGCGCUGUGGUACAGUCCUGGUGCAGCUCGUCUGGAUGCUGCUAGAACCUCCCUCUGUUGGGGAGGAGGAGGGGGUGAGAGCUGUGUUUGUUUGGCGAUUACAUCAGCGUGUCGUCAGGGCUGAGGGGAGGAAGGAGGGGGGGUCCGAGUCUCAGCAGGAAAUAGUGGGCAUCAUCAUCAGUCUGAGGUCUGGUCUCAGCUGUCAGUCCUCAGUUUUGACUCUAAGGAGCAGACGUUAAGAGAAGGAAACAGAUCUGAAAGCAGCCUGCAGGACAACAGAGGCAUCAUGACGCAGGGAAAGCUGUCACUUGCUAACAAAGCCACCAGUGACCCCAGCAGUGGACAGGCUUUUGUGGCUCCUGCUCCCCCUACAUAUGAAGAGGCCACUGCAGAUGCCAGUGCUCCUUGCUACAAUGACGUUGAGAUGCUCACAGAGUUCACCUGGGAUGACCACAACAUCAGGAGAGUCUUCAUUCGGAAGGUGUACACCAUCUUGAUGACCCAGCUUUUGGUGACAGUUGCCAUUGUGGCUCUUUUUACAUUCUGCGACCCUGUGAGAGACUACAUUCAAACUAACCCUGGGUGGUACUGGGCUUCAUAUGCUGUGUUCUUUGUCACCUACCUGAUUCUUUCUUGCUGCUCUGCACCGAGGAGACAGUUUCCAUGGAAUCUGAUUCUGCUUGCCAUCUUUACCUUGUCCCUUUCCUACAUGACAGGGAUGUUGUCCAGCUACUACAACACCAAGUCAGUGGUGAUGUGUCUGGGCAUCGCGGCAGCUGUCUGUCUCAUCGUCACAAUCUUCAGCUUCCAAACUAAGUUUGAUGUGACCUCCUGCCAAGGUGUACUAUUCAUCUUUUGCAUCGUUAUGUUCGUGUCUGGACUGGUGCUGGCUAUUGUCCUUCCUUUUCAAUAUGUCCCAUGGUUGGAUGCCAUAUACGCCAUCCUGGGAGCCAUUCUUUUUACAAUGUUUUUGGCAUUCGACACCCAGCUACUUAUGGGGAACAAGCGGUACACCAUGAGUCCCGAGGAAUAUGUCUUUGCCACUCUGAGCAUCUACCUUGAUAUUGUAUACAUCUUCUCUUUCUUCCUCCAAAUCUUCGGCACUAAACAAGAAUAAACCCCCGCAUCCCAACCUCCAAGGACUGCACCAUUGUGAUAGUUAUGGUGAAAUUCUUGUGAAUUUUGGUGUUUUAAAUGAUUGUGCUUCCAGUUACUGUAGCUUUUUUUUUAGGUCACAAUCACAUCCUGAACCUCUGAGCUGCACAAUGAUGCAGAAUUUUUCUCACCCAUUAUGUCUGAAACCUCCCUCCCCCCAUUCUGCAAGCAUGCCAGUGACCCCCCUACCCCAAACUAGUUAGAACCCAGUGUUUUGUGAUGUCUGUUCAGUGUGGAUGAAACAAUCUGGGUUUAUUGGUACCUAUGUGUCAUGAACCUCUUGCAAACAUUAGGGAAUAAUACUAAAUACAAAAUAAUAUGCUUGACUUUUAGCUGUAGCUAUGCUGAGUACAGUCUAUCUUUUGCUCUGGUGUUUUCAAGAAUUUCAAGAAAGGUGUUUCUUGUCUUUAAAGAGAUGGUGGAUGACGUGUUUUUCUGGGUUUUGAAUGACAAUCUUCUUCUUUAUAUGUAUAUAUUCAGUCUAAAGGACUGUACUGGUCAUAUUUGAUUUGACCAAUCCCAUUCAGUGUACGAUUUCCAGUUCUAACAAGGAUUUUUGAUUAGUUUGACCACAAAWUUUUUAUUUAUUGUAUCAGUUCUGCAUUGCUUGUAUGUAUUUAACAUUCCUGUUUGAAUCUAUAUCUUUGGAUUGAAGAUAUUUCAUGAAUUUCUUUCUGAAACAAUAGUUGGAUUGAGCCUUAUAGGUUUUCUUUUUUUAUUGAAGUGUGAGCAUUUGAAGUGGUAACAAAGACUAAACAUAACAGUGCCAAACAUGCAAAGAUUGACUGGAACAUUUGUCUGCUGGAAUAUUGUUAUUUAUUGACAAUAAAGUUUAUUUUUCUAUGACAGAAAGCUCUAUUUUAGAAAGAAUGCUUGAAAAUAGCUAGUCAGAUACUUGGAUUUAAAAGUAAGUUAUUUAUUGCCUUUAUUUUAUUGUAUUGGGUGCAAUACAUGGUUUUGAGAGGACAUUAUAUUUUCAUGUAAAAUUGGUGUUACUGUAUUAAUUUAUCAAAAAGUGUGAAUUAAUGGUCACCAGUUUUCUCUGAUUAAAUAAACUGAGCUUCAACAUCA
Messenger RNA from Austrofundulus limnaeus, 2792 nucleotides. RefSeq names its product Fas apoptotic inhibitory molecule 2b (gene faim2b). The transcript has 12 exons. The record is from RefSeq and is a predicted model, not a curated record. Lineage: Eukaryota; Metazoa; Chordata; Actinopteri; Cyprinodontiformes; Rivulidae. Gene Ontology annotation, biological process: negative regulation of apoptotic signaling pathway. Bases 853 to 1683 code for a protein of 276 amino acids. Gene Ontology annotation, cellular component: endoplasmic reticulum; membrane; Golgi apparatus.